AUGAGUAGCCUACUAGGUCUUAACUAUUAUGACGACGAAGAUGAGGAACCACAAUCUGAUAAAGAAGGGGUCACGACGAAACAGCACGAUAACUUUGCAGAUAUUCCGACUGAAAACCAAAGCGAAGAUCAAGAAGAAGCAGGAAGAGGCUCUGAGCAAAAAAACGUAAGUGCAUCUAUAUCCCAAGACAUAGUAAACAAUGAUGUUGCAGAACGCAGACAACCGAAAGAAUCGCCAAAAAAAUCGCAACCUCAAACCCAACUCCCCCUGAAAUCGCUAACAUCCUCUCCUUCUGUGUUUUCCAACCUGGUUCGCCGAAAAAGUAAUAAUAUCACACCACAUAAACAACGUGAUGGAGAUCCGUCUCUACCAAAAUUAGGUGUAUCUCCCGGAAUAGAGAUUAAUGUUUCUUCGCCAUUAUCGGAUCAAUCAGGAAAACACGUUGGCAACAGUAAUCCGUCGAUACCGAUGGAAGUCGAGAUGUCACAGGAUAGACCAGAAGAUUCUCAACAAAAGAUCGUCAUGCGUCGAUUGCUAACACCAAAACCCAUCGAAGGUACUGAGAAUUGGGGAAUUCCACAGGAACCAGAGACCGAAUGUGAUCAGGUGUUACAGGGAAAAAUUGCUCACUUUCACCAAUUAAAGAGCAAAGGUAUCAUUUUCAACGAAAAUCUUUCAAAAAAUAAGGCUUUUCGUAAUCCACAUAUAUAUAAUAAGUUGGUAGAAUUUGUGGAGUUGGACGAGAUCGGUUCAAAUAUGGAUAGAGAAAUAUUCGACCCUUAUGGGUUUCCACCGGAUGCGUUUGCCGAUCAACUCGCGGAAGCGCAAAAGAGACAAGCAGAAGAACGACAACAGCAACAGCAACGAUCACAGAUACAAUUUGUAGGUUCAAGUUCUAAUAGUCAAGGAAUCUCCAAAGCUCGGCAUGUUAUGCAAAGUCUUGCAGCCCGAGCAGAAAAGGGCUCCUCAACAACUAGUGGUGUCACGUCUACUGCCUCUAUACCCACUUCUGCACCUUCACAACCUUCAUCUAACGUAAAUGAUGCAACAACGACCAAUCCAAAGACUACCAGCACAGGAACUUCCGGGAAAAAACGUGCCAGCAAAUGGGACGUGCCCGCGCCAAACGCAGUGCCCUCGUCUUCGUCAACGUCAAGUUCAGGUUCACGUCAUCGUAACAGUAGUCGCAGUAGGCAUGAUGUGAAACGGUCACGGACUUGA
Molecule: messenger RNA, 1221 nt
Organism: Acaulospora morrowiae
Lineage: Eukaryota; Fungi; Glomeromycota; Glomeromycetes; Diversisporales; Acaulosporaceae
Source: the annotation of a GenBank genome assembly